This is a messenger RNA of Pseudonaja textilis, 875 nucleotides long. RefSeq names its product translocase of outer mitochondrial membrane 5 (gene TOMM5). The record is from RefSeq and is a predicted model, not a curated record. Gene Ontology annotation, cellular component: mitochondrial outer membrane translocase complex. NCBI's taxonomy places the organism in Eukaryota, Metazoa, Chordata, Lepidosauria, Squamata, Elapidae.
UGACAUCCGUAGGGAGGGCGGGGUUACUUCGAGAGAGAGCCCUUGGGUAGUUUUUUCGGAAGCUUCCUUGGUUGGGCGCCGACGGCAGCUGAGACCACCAUGUUCCGCCUUGAGGGUCUGGGGCCCAAGCUGGACCCGGAGGAGCUGAAGCGCAAAAUGCGCGAGGACGUUCUCUCUUCCAUCCGCAACUUCCUCAUCUACGUUGCCGUGCUGCGCAUCACUCCAUUUGUUUUAAAGAAGCUGGACAGCAUAUGAUAAUAAGAGCUUCGAGGAUUGCCUGCAUGGAAGACCAAACUGGACUUUGAAUGCCUUUUUAAGAAUGGACUAUAGUUAAAGUGACUCUAUAUCCUAACAGAUGGAUCCUGAACAUUUCCAUAUGAAGAUUGUAGAGCAGCUGAAAAAGUAAAAUAUUUUUGUCACUUUUCUUUCCAUGUGCCAGACUUUUGUUCUUGUCUUCAUGUUGGUGCAAUCUUAUUCUUAUUCAGAGCUUAUAAUCAGGCCCGAUUUGGGAAAGCUGCUAAAUAUGCAUUGAAAUAUAAUUAUAUCUGAAGCAUUCAUAGUGAUAUUGUUGUCACUUAUACAGUGUCCAUGUGAAACCUUAUGGAUAUAUCCUGAAAGAUUAAAAUAAAUGGACUAUAUGUUCUAAUGAUAGUAUUCUGCUAUAUUUCCAGUCAUAUUAGUUAAACUCAUUCUUUCAUACUGCAUCCUUUUUGUUAAGUUCUGACACUUCGGGAUGAGAAAAAAACACACACUGUACAGCACUGUGCUUGAAGCUUUUCAAAAGAUCAAAAACAGGUAAUAUUAAAUUCAGCCAAAAGCAAAGCUGACAAUUCUUCUUGUUUGCGAUGACACUGAGUUUUGUUAAGCAAUCAAGC